This is a messenger RNA of Cordyceps fumosorosea ARSEF 2679, 1323 nucleotides long. Its product is annotated as Monooxygenase, FAD-binding protein. NCBI's taxonomy places the organism in Eukaryota, Fungi, Ascomycota, Sordariomycetes, Hypocreales, Cordycipitaceae. Gene Ontology annotation, biological process: secondary metabolite biosynthetic process. Gene Ontology annotation, molecular function: FAD binding; monooxygenase activity. Bases 1 to 1323 code for a protein of 440 amino acids. The transcript has 3 exons. The record is from RefSeq and is a predicted model, not a curated record.
AUGGAAAUCAUCAUCGUUGGAGCCGGCAUAGCCGGCCUCUCCCUCGCCCUUGCGCUAGCUCGGUCUGGCCACCGCGUCCUCGUGCUCGAGGCCGCGCCGGCGCUCGCCGAGAUGGGCGCCGGCGUGCAGAUGACGCCGCUCGCCAUGCGGUACCUGUUCCGCUGGGGCAUGCGUGACGACGUGCUCGACGCCUCCAUCGUGCCCGCCGAGAUGCUCGUCCGCGAUGGCGCCUCGGGUGACGUGCUCGCCGCGAUCCCGACCGGUACCAUGGAGGAACGGUACGGCGGCGCGCCGUACAUCGUCGUCCAUCGCGCGGUCCUGCAUGACCUGCUGCACCGCCACGCCAUCCGGGCCGGCGCGGAGCUACGCGUCGAUAGCAGGGUCGUCGCCUACGACUUUGCGGCCGGAGCGGUGGAGCUGCAUGACGGGACCCGGCUGGUCGCCGACCUGGUGCUCGGUGCCGACGGCAUCAAUUCGUUUGCGAGACGCCAACUCCUUGGCGACGCCAACGCCGACACCCGGCCCACGGGGCUGGCCGCCGUCCGCACUAUGGCGGAGGUGGCGCAGAUGAAGGCCGAUCCGCUGCUCGCCGACUUGGCCGACCUGGAGACGUACAGAUCGCACCUGUGGAUCGCGCCGGGGCGCUCCGUCAUGGCCUAUCUCAUAAAGGAGGCCACGCUGUUCAACGUCGUGCUCUCGCACCCCGACGACAUCGACAUGUCCAAGUUUACCCCCGACGAGUACCGGGCCUUUGCCCAGGACCUCGUCAAGGGCUUUGAGCCAAGGGUACGGCGGCUGAUCGACACCCUGCUGCCCAAGAUGCAAAACUUCCCCGUACACGCCGUGCCGCCGCUCUCGCGCUGGGCCCACGCCUCCGGCCGCUUCGCGCUCGUCGGCGACGCCGCGCACGCUAUGGCCUUCUACCUGUCCAUGGGCGUCAGCAUGGCCGUCGAGGAUGCCGCGUCCCUCAUCGCCGUCCUUGACCUCGCCUGUCCCGCCGCCGUCAAAGGAGCGGCCGUCGAUCACGGCAAGCUCAAGACGGCGCUCAAGGCGUUUGAGGAAGCGCGUAAAGAGCGCGUGCGCAUUGUGCAGGACGCGAGCCUGCACGGAGGCCGCAUGCUGCACGUCGAGGACGCCACGAAGAGGGAAAAGGUGUACGCGGCGAUGAGGGCGGACGGGUUGAAGGACGCCGACGGUGUGUCGGAGGCGACGCUGGCUACGGAGAGCUUGACGUAUGGGCUGGCGGAUCAGCGGGUGAGGGACUGGUGCUUCGCGUACGACCCGGUCAAGGUUGUUAAGGUGUGUUAUGAAGCGAUAGCGUAG